This is a messenger RNA of Phragmites australis (common reed), 2463 nucleotides long. RefSeq names its product protein ZINC INDUCED FACILITATOR-LIKE 1-like. The transcript is spliced from 17 exons. NCBI's taxonomy places the organism in Eukaryota, Viridiplantae, Streptophyta, Magnoliopsida, Poales, Poaceae. Bases 681 to 2141 code for a protein of 486 amino acids. The record is from RefSeq and is a predicted model, not a curated record. Gene Ontology annotation, biological process: transmembrane transport. Gene Ontology annotation, molecular function: transmembrane transporter activity.
UUUGACAGCAUUGGAAUGCAAUAUAUAAUUUUAAAUAUGUCGUUCAUUGAAAUGGUGACAGGUGGCUUGUCGUCUUUCUAACUAUAAGAUCUGCAAUUUUUCAAGAACGUAUAUAUUUGUAAUUCCUAUUUAAAAAUGUAAAAAUAAAAAAUUCGAAAAGCGAUGGAUUUGGGCCAGCCCGGUUUUUUCUGGGCAAAUGGUUUAUUUCCUUUGGCCCGGCCCAUAACAGAAAUGGGCCUUCCGGGCCGUGCUGGUGCAAACUCUCCGCGAGUCUUCUUCGUCUCUCUGGACUUCUCCGCCCUUGUGUAGCGGUGCAUGUGACGCAGUGAGUGAUAGGAUCCGUUUGGCGCGAUGUGGGUCAGCGCGGUUCAAUCCGUCUUGGUUUCCUCCUCCUCUUCCUGCCGUUCUCGGCGCGGCUCGGGUGGGAACGCCAUAGACGGCACUCGCAUUGCACCCCUAUCAGGGCGAUUCGAGAGCGAAAGGUCAUAUCUUUGGUGGGCGGAGGUCGCGGUACAAGGUUCGGUUUUCGCUUUUCUUGAUUCGGUUCUUGGGGCGGCAAUAUAAGGCCGGCUGGCCGAGGGAAACCGGCAUUGCGCAUUGCCUGUCCUCGUCUCCGGCUUCGGUGCUCCAAUUGCUGUUCUGGGCAUUGAGGGGGUGAGGGACGAAUUUGUUGGCCGCCGAUGGGGGAGGAGGGCACUUCGCCGUUGCUGAAGAAGGAGUACCACCCGGGUUGCCCCGGCUGCGCGUACGACCAGAAGAAGGACCUCCAGAGGGGGAUGCCUUACAAGGAGUUCUUGUAUGUCUGGAUGAUUUCUCUCACGGCCGCUUUACCAAUAUCAUCACUGUUCCCCUUCUUGUAUUUCAUGAUAAGAGACUUGCAUGUUGCUAAAAGAACAGAAGAUAUCGGGUUCUAUGCUGGUUUCGUAGGUGCUUCAUUUAUGUUUGGUAGAUGCUUGACUUCAACAGUUUGGGGGAUAGCAGCAGACCGUAUUGGGAGGAAACCGGUCAUUAUGUUUGGCAUUUUCUCUGUGGUUGUAUUUAAUACUUUGUUUGGGCUUAGUGUCAGCUAUUGGAUGGCAAUAGCUACACGAUUUCUGCUUGGUGCUUUAAAUGGUUUACUUGGACCAAUAAAGGCUUAUUCUAUUGAAGUUUGCCGACCUGAACAUGAAGCUGUAGCAUUAUCACUUGUCAGCACAGCUUGGGGGCUAGGUCUCAUCAUUGGUCCUGCUCUAGGAGGCUACCUUGCACUGCCUGCAGAAAAGUUUCCAAAAGUCUUUUCACCAGACUCACUCUUUGGAAGGUUCCCAUAUUUCUUACCAUGCUUAUGCACAUCAGUUUUUUCUGCUGCUGUUCUCAUAAGCUGCAUAUGGAUGCCGGAGACUUUGCACAAGCAUAAAGUUAGUGAAAAUGGAAAUCAGAGCAUUGAAGCUUUGGAGGCUCAUCUCAUUGAUCCGAAAGAAAAGGUUGAACAAAGUGGUAGUUUGGAUACCAAGAAGAGCUUAUUCAAGAAUUGGCCAUUGAUGUCAUCAAUAAUUAUCUAUUGUGCCUUCUCCUUUCAUGACAUGGCUUAUACAGAGGUGUUCUCUCUAUGGGCUGAGAGUGAAAAGAAGUAUGGUGGACUAAGUUUAUCGUCUGAGAAUGUAGGUCAAGUGCUUGCAGUUACAGGUGCCAGUGUCCUUGUAUAUCAACUCUUUGUAUACCCUCGCAUUAACAAAGUUCUUGGGCCUAUCAAGUCUUCUCAAAUUGCAGCUAUUAUAUGCAUGCCAAUUCUCUUUGCCUACCCCUAUAUGACAUACCUAUCAGAACCUGGAUUAUCAAUCGUUCUUAAUAUUGCAUCAGUGAUAAAAAAUAAUCUUGGUGUUACCAUCAUCACAAGCACUUUCAUCCUUCAAAAUAAUGCCGUGCCUCAGGACCAAAGAGGAGCUGCAAAUGGAUUGGCGAUGACAGGAAUGUCCUUUUUCAAGGCAGCCGCUCCAGCAGGAGCAGGGAUUGUGUUCUCAUGGGCACAGAAACGCCAGCACGCCUUUUUCUUUCCAGGUGAUCAGAUGGUGUUCUUCCUUCUGAAUGUCGUCGAGUUGCUUGGACUAAUCCUCACAUUCAAACCAUUUUUGGUCGUGCCAGAGCAAUAUGAAAGAAAAUAGUUUUUUCAACUAUAGAAGUUUCAGAAUAUUCAAAUGGAGUCCAGCUCCAGUGAGGCAAAGGCCCUAAGCGUGCCCUUAGACCAGGAGGCCCUAUGAAAACCUGAAGAAGCAAUAGUUGUUUGCUUGUAAUUGUGAGUAAAAAAUGUAUGUUGUAGCAGCAUUUCAGAAAAAGGAAAUGUAUAGUUGGUAAAUGGUGGCGACUCGAUCGCUUGCUGUUGAUUAUGCAGGCAUUUAUAUCGUGUUGCUGCACUGUAAAUAGCAAUGUAAGAGAUAGCAACUAAAAUAAUAAUGAAGUAAUAAUACAGUUUUUUUUAAAAACUAA